AUGAAGGAGCUUGGACCGGCGAAGUUUAUUCUGGGAAUGGAGAUCGACCAUGACAUGACUGCUGGAACGCUUAUGAUCAAGCAAACGCGAUACAUCGAUGAUGUGGCAAACCGGUUUGGGCAAGAAAACGCUAGGACGGUGGACAACCCGUGUGCAACCGGUCUAAAGUUGCCAAAGUCGCAAUCGCCAGCAUCGGAUGCAGAACGAAGCAAGAUGCAAUCGAGACCGUACCGCUCCUUAAUUGGAUGCCUAGUGUAUAUCACGACGUGUACUCGCCCGGACAUUGCAUUCGUAGUAACGCAACUUUCUCGUUUUCUCGAUAAUCCUGAGCAGCAGCAUUGGAGCGCUGCUAUACGUGUUCUACGCUACUUUAAGACGACCCACCAGCACGGGAUCAUCCACAAAAGUGGUACUAGCAGCGUCUCAGCUGAAGCCUACUCGGAUGCGGAAUGGGGAUAUAAUCUCGACGACAGGCGUUCUGUCUCGGGUGUUAUGAUCAUGAUUGGAAACUCUCCCGUGGUGUUCAAGUCUAAGUUUCAACGAACAAUUGCCCUCAGCUCAGCGGAAGCUGGGUAUAUGGCUCUAAAGCCUAUGCGUUUAGGAAGUACUGUGGACGCGUGCGAUGCUGACGGACAUGGGAAUGGUACAAAGGAACGCUACUAUGAUCUGCAUGUAGACAUCCGUCAUCACUUCAUCCGAAAGACGAUCAAAGCCGGAACAGUUGCUCUAGCGUAUGUGGACACCAAACGUCAGUUGGCCGACAUACUGACCAAGGCUCUAGGAUCCAAGACGUUCAAGUUCCUGCGCGAUGCGAAUGGUAUCCAGUGCAAAGAAACCAAGCAGUAG
This is a messenger RNA of Peronospora matthiolae, 846 nucleotides long. The record is from the annotation of a GenBank genome assembly. NCBI's taxonomy places the organism in Eukaryota, Oomycota, Peronosporomycetes, Peronosporales, Peronosporaceae.